AUGCUAGUGAGCAACUAUAUCUUCACUACUUAUACUCAUGGUAUUUCUCUCUUCUUUCUUGUUCCCUUGGCUUUCUUUUUACACAGUUGUGGAUGCUCCAUCUUUUUGUUUGUUGGAAUACGAUAUAGCUCACCAACUCUUGCAUCGGCAAUAAAUAAUCUUUCCCCUGCUUUCACAUUCAUCAUAGCCAUUAUUUUGAGGAUGGAGAUGAUAAAUUUUAGUGCACGAAGUAGCACACUUAAGUCGAUUGGAACAAUAGUCUCAAUCAUUGGAGCAUUCAUAGUGACAUUCUACCAAGGACUACCAAUCAUAUUUUUCUCUUCACCAAACAAGCUAUUGCUCCACUCCUUAUUUGAAACUCAACCAAAUUGGGCCGUUGGAGCGCUGUUGCUUGCCACUAGUAGCAUUUUUCUAUCCCUCACUUAUAUUGCAAAGACUUGGAUUGCUAGAGAUUUCCAAUCAGAGGUGCUAAUAACACUAAUAAGCUGCUUCUUUGAGACAAUAGUGGCAGCAAUCGUUACUUUGAUUGCAGAAAAUGAUGCAAGUGUUUGGACACCAACCAUUAAUAUCGAAAUGAUUGCUAUUUUCUUUGGGGCUUUCGAUGUUGGUAUAGUAAAUACCGUGAAUACUUGGGCAUGCAGAGUUAAGGGACCAGUUUUUGUGGCUAUGUUUAAGCCACUUCAAAUGAUUAUUGCUGUUAACUUGGGUGUUUCUUUUCUAGGAGAUGUUCUUCAUGUUGGGAGUGUAAUUGGAGGAAUAAUCAUAGCUUUGGGAUUCUACACCGUAAUGAAGGGGAAAGCCGAAGAAGAAACGUUCAAGGAAAUUGAUGAGAAUAGAUGCAAUGAAGAGGAGAUAUGUUCUCAUAAAGUCCCUAUGUUGCAGAACAGAAGCAUAGAUGCAUAAAAAUUACACGAGGUUAUCCAAUUAUUGAGUGAUUCAAUAUUUCAAUUUAAUGUUUGGUCAACAAGUGUAGCAAAUUGUUCCUUCAAAAAAAAAAAAAAAAAAAAAAAAAAAAAACACUAGUGUAGCUAACUGUAAUUAACCACAAAAUUGCAUUAUUUGUGACCAAAUAAAGGGUAAUAGUUUUUUUUUUUUUUUUUUUUUUUUUUUUUUUUUUUUUUUUGUGCAAACGAGGGGUAGAGCCCCGGGAACUAAAACAAAAGGCCAACUGUUCAAAACCCCCUUAUGGCACCGGUUUUGAACCGGUGGGCAUUUGGGGGGUGGCAAUAGCUUCUUUAAAAGCCACCUGUUCAAAACCGGUGGCAAAAACUAUUAUUGCCAUCGGUUAACCAGUGGCAUUAUAUAUUAUUGCCACCGGUUAAUACUCAAUUCCCGCUUCUUUUUUUUUUGAUAUUAAAUUUAAUGCCACCGGUUAAUCGGUGGCAAUUCUCCCAUAUAAUUUUUUUUUAUUCACUUGAAAUACCAAACAAUCAAACAAACAAAAAAAAAUUCCAACAUCAAAAUAUAAAUCGAAUAUCAUAUUAUCAUUCAAUAUAUAUAAUCGAAAACUUACAACAUAUAAUCAAAAAAAUAAUUUACAAUGUAAAUCAAUAUAAUUGAAGUAUCGAACAAUUACAACAUAUAAAUAAAUAAAA
Molecule: messenger RNA, 1595 nt
Organism: Chenopodium quinoa (quinoa)
Lineage: Eukaryota; Viridiplantae; Streptophyta; Magnoliopsida; Caryophyllales; Amaranthaceae
Product: WAT1-related protein At3g28050-like
Exons: 6
Coding region: 1-903 (300 amino acids)
Cellular component (GO): plasma membrane
Molecular function (GO): transmembrane transporter activity
Source: RefSeq, a predicted model, not a curated record